GCGUAAUUGGUUCCCGGAGGCGCAUUUUUUUUUUUCUUUUUGCGCAGCUUUCCGUGUCUGUCUGCUACACCUGCCUGCCAAACCUCAGCGCAGAUGGGCGCGGCUGGGACCGAAGCCCGAUUCUCCUGUUUUGACUCGCCUGAGAAAGUUUAAGGGAAAGGCAGAAAAGGAGCGAGGAGGACUUUAAGAGCGCCCCACCGCUGCGCGUAAAAACGCUCCAACAAGCGCACGCAGUCAUCCAUCACCAGGAUUUGAUUGCUGUUGUUCAACUUGACCGAAGCAGAUAAGAUGGCAUGGACGGUUUAACCAGACAGAUGGACUACUCAGGAAGCAUAUCAUCUGAGAAGGUCGUGACAGAAACCAUCACUUCAACGACCUGCCUGACAUCUCUGCCACCGAAGGGAACCAGCGGAUCAAAUCACAGGAAUAUGUCCAGUGUUGGAGGGCUGGGCUUAGAGAAGAAUGUCUUAACCCAGAACAGCAGUGGAACUUAUUUCACAUCAUCCUCUGUAGGCGUGAAUACCAGCGGCUACAGCUCCUCCUCAGGUGUUUACCUUGGAGGAGGAGAUUCCUCAGGGGGAGGCGAUGGAUUGGGGAGCUAUGCAGAUGGAGAAGGGUUCGGAAGCGGAGGGGGCGGCAGUUAUUUCGUGAGCUCGGUGUCAAAGGUGAGAUCCAGCUCGUCGGGGGGCGGCAGGAGAACGCAGACCUCCGCUUCUUCAGGAGGCCUGUCGCCAGUUUUCCGAGACAGGAAGACCGUAUCCAGCCACUCGGGAGGUUACGACGGAAGUUCCAGCGCUAAUUCCUCUCCCGAAUUUACACGCAAAGAUUAUGGAAACUACUGCUCGGGCGUCACCAGGGGGAGAACUGAAAGCAGAGAGAGUGAAAUCAGAGCCAGAUUACAAAGUGCUUCUCCCACGGCCUCCAGAUGGACAGAGCUGGAUGACGUGAAGAAGCUCCUGAAGGGACGUUCCAACAGCGUCAGUCCCACCCGCUCCUCCAGCGCCUCCAUUACCCUGCCUGUCCCCAAAAAGGCCAGCGUGGAAUCCAAAACCAUCUCUGUGGCCUCUCAGUCAGUUUCAACUUCAUUUGGCAGUGGUGGUGUGAGAGGAGGAGACUUCAAUACCAUUGACAUCAUUGAUACAGCUGACCUGUUUGACACUGGUCUGAAAUCAGGGCAGUAUGAUAUCAGUUUAAAACCGGGCCAAUAUGAUACUGGAGUAAAAUCAGGCCAGUAUGAUAUCACAGUGAAAUCAGGCCAAUAUAAUACUGGAAUAAAAUCGGGCCAGUAUGAUAUAGGUCUGAAAUCAGGCCAAUAUGAUACUGGAGUAAAAUCGGGACAGUAUGACAUCACUAUAAAAUCAGGCCAAUAUGAUACUGGUGUAAAAUCAGGCUUGUAUGAUGCUGGAGUAAAAUCAGGACAGUAUGAUAUCGGUCUGACAUCGGGCCAAUAUGAUACUGGUGUGAAAUCAGGCCACUGUGAUGUUAGUCUCAAAUCAGGACAGUAUGACACCAGUGUAAAAUCAGGACAAUAUGACAUUACUGUAAAAUCUGACCAGUAUGACACUGGUGUGAGAUCAGGCCAGUAUGAUUCUGGAACCCUGGAUGCUGUACUUCCAUCUUUCACUUGGUCCACCUCCACUCUUCCCUCAUCCUCCUCCACCACCGUGUCCACCAGCAGUGGCACCUACACCUACCAGGUCAGCACCAACAACAUGUCGGGAGGAACCUUGCCGCUCACUCCCACUUCACCUUCUUCCUUGUCAGUCUACGGCUUUCAGAAUAAUCUGGCGCCCACUUCUGGCAGUGUGCUGACCACCAGUGGAGCCAACGUAAAUGCUAACCUUGGAGCAGUUAAUACAGGGUACGGGGUACAGAAGAACGUCUCAAACAGCGGCGGUGUUGUCAGCACUGGAGUCUCAGCAACUACUAAAACCCAAGCAGAUGAUGCUUAUAAGAAGGACUAUAAAUUCAUGCUGUCAGACAAAGAGAACGUUGGAACAAAGUAUGAGACAGAAAUGAUGAUUUUGUCUAAAGACAGCGGAAAGCAAUUCACCACCAGCAGCAGCAGUGGCGUACAUAUCGGAGGAGGGUCACUGUCUGGAGAUUCCAUAAAGAAAGAAAAGAUUUCAAGCUUCAUUGAGACAGCUCCAUUGAAAAUGGAGACCGCCAACUCUUACUAUGGAUCAUCUGGGGUUCUAAUGAAAGAUAAAGGCACCUACGCAGCGCUCCGCAGGGACAGCGACUUCUUCGGAGGUGGAGGAGCAGGAAUUUGUUGCUGUGGGAAGGACCCCUGUUGCUCCUGGUGGAAAUGGCUGUUGGGUCUUCUCCUGCUCUCCCUGCUUCUGUUGGGGCUCCUCUUUGGGCUUAUUGCACUGGCUGAAGACAUGCGGAAGCUGAAGAAUCGAGUGGCUACCUUGGAGGCCACGUCCUCAGCUCUCUCUGCUCAAACCAGUCGGCUGUCAACCAAUAACAUAAAUGUCAGUGGCGCUGGUACCUAUAUGGACAGCGGCGGUAACAGCCGCACUGAUAAUACUUUAUUUGUGGGUGCUGGUGGAGGUGCAGGUGCCAGUGGAGGUUCAGGCACCAGUGCCAAAAUUGGCUCUGAUGGUACCAUUGGUGUUGGCGCUGGAGCUGUUGGAGCAGGUGCAAGUGGAACCAGCAUGAGUGGUGGCACUGGUGCAAGUGGAACCAGCAUGAGUGGUGGCGCUGGUGCAAGUGGAACCAGCAUGAGUGGUGCCAGCACAGGUGGAACCAGCAUAAGUGGUGGCGCCAGCAGAGGUGGAACCAGUGUUAGUGGCAGCGCUGGUGCAGGGGGAACCAGCGUAAGUGGUGGCAGCGCAGGUGGAACCAGCACAAGUGGUGGCGCCAGCAGAGGUGGAACCAGUGUUAGUGGUGGCACUGGCGCAGUUGGAACCAGCAUAAGUGGUGCCAGUGGUGGUGGAACCAGCCUUACCGGCACUAGCAGCAAAUACACCUACAGCAGUGUCGAUGGAACCAGCUUCACCAGCAGCACUAGCUCUGGAAGGACCAUCUUCAUUGGUGGCACUGGGCAGGGCAGCAGUGUGGAUGGAGUGCACAUCGAUGCUGCUGCUUUUCAGGCGAUUAUUCAGCACCAACUCAGAAAUGAAAUGCAGUCAGAGGCGUUCAGAGCUCUUCUGUCAGCUUCAGCGAAGGGAGAGAGAGGAAUGCCUGGGCCUAAAGGGGAUCCUGGAAUUAAAGGAGAGGCUGGUUACCCUGGUGCUCCUGGUUUACUCGGUCACACUGGUCCUCCAGGUCCUAAAGGACAGAAGGGCAAUAUGGGUGACGAUGGACUGGAGGGCCCACAAGGUCUCCGGGGCCGUGACGGCAUAGCAGGCCCCAGAGGUGAACCAGGACCUCCAGGCUUUGGAGCAAAAGGUGACAAAGGUGCUCCUGGAGAUCCUGGCAUUAUGGGACCUCCUGGACCAAAAGGUGCUCUUGGACUCUUUGGGCCUCAAGGUCAACCAGGCCCUCAAGGUUUCCGUGGUGAGGCAGGUCCACCUGGACCUAAAGGUGACCUUGGUGACAAAGGUCUGAGAGGUCCACCAGGUGAGCCUGGUUUACCAGGAAUGCCAGGGCUUCAUGGAUCCAAAGGCUCAAUGGGGCCUCCUGGACAUGAUGGAGCAAAAGGAUCGAGAGGUGACCAAGGGCCUUCUGGGCCCCCUGGAAUCAGGGGUCCUACUGGGCCUCCUGGAGAUGCUGGUUUACCAGGAGUUCCUGGGCUUCAAGGACCACCAGGUGAACCAGGUGGACCCGGAAGAUUCAUUAGUGCAGCUGGCUCUAGCACUGUGGGUAUCCCUGGACCCCCUGGGCCAGCUGGUCCUCCUGGCCCUCCAGGAGUUCCAGGAUUAUCAGGUCCUAUUGGUCCAGCCGGUCUGCCUGGCCCUGCUGGUCCUAAAGGUGACAGAGGAUAUAAGGGAGAUCAAGGAGACCCAGGAAUAACUGUGAGAACAUCUGAAACAAUAAGCUCAUCGCAGGCAGAGCGGCAGUAUGGUUCUGCUAGCACCACAGGACUUCCUGGCCCUCCUGGACCACCAGGUCCACCUGGACGUCCUGGGGAUUCACGUCAAGGACCUCCUGGGCCUCCAGGUCCACCGGGCUAUGGCAGGCCAGGACCCAAAGGGGAGAAAGGAGACGCUGGAACGUUUGUAUCUUCUGGAGCAGUCUAUGCUGGACCACCAGGACCACCUGGGCCGGCUGGACCAAAGGGAUCCACAGGUUCUCCUGGACCAAGGGGUUACCAAGGUGAACCAGGUCAGCCAGGAAGACCAGGAAGUUCUGAGAGAGUAACUACUUAUGGUGAGGGACGCGUGUUACAAGGACCUCCAGGGCCACCUGGACCUCCUGGACAUCCAGGUCCACAAGGACCUAAAGGGGAUACUGGGGCUCCUGGUAUUUCUGGUUCUUCAAGAGGCUCCAUCUCCGUCACCUCAGGGCCUCCUGGUCCCCCAGGUCCUCCUGGCCCCCCAGGCUCCUUCUCUUCUUCAUCUGAGAUGCGACAGUACCUCUCUGACUAUUUAAGUCGAAGCAGACAGUCUGGCCUUCCUGGGCCUCCAGGUCCACCGGGGCCUCCAGGAAUUCCUGGAACCUACUCAGGAUCUUUGGAGGAUCUCUCUACUCGGAUCAUUGCCUACCUGCAGCGUUCAGGAUCAGCCUCAGGACUUAACAUUGGUGUUCAGGGUCCACCAGGACCACCUGGCCCUCCUGGCCCCAGCUCUGGAUCGCUAUCGAUCAGCAGUCUCAUCGCUAUGCUGCAGAGAGAUGAUGUGAGGAGAUAUGUCACAGGCCCACCAGGACCACAAGGACCACCAGGGCCACCAGGGGCAUCAGGACGAACUUUAGAAAGUUAUAGUGUAGAGCAAGUUGCCACAUAUGUCUUCCAAAUGAUGAAUGAGAAAGGGAUUUCUCAAGGUCAGCCAGGUCCACCCGGCCCUCGUGGGCUUCCAGGUCCACCAGGUUCUGGUUUCUCAACCGCAGCUAUCGACUAUUCUGUAUUGAUGAGAAAUUCAGAUUUCCGCUCAUGGAUUACCUCUACUGUGCAGCAAGGUCGUGCUGGUCCUCCUGGUGUUCCAGGUCUGCCUGGCCCUCCUGGCCCCCAGGGGCCGCCAGGAGUAACCACUUCCACUGUGUAUGGCUCAGGAGGUCGUGGGUACAGUUUGGAGGAGAUUCAGAGACACUUGCAGAGUUCUGGCUUCAGAGGUCUGCCUGGUCCUCCUGGUCCUCCAGGCCCACAGGGACCACCAGGCAGUUACAGCGGAUCAGUUUCCUACAGUGGAAACUUCCCUCGGGAGACAGUCCGUAUUGCGCUGCAGGAGUAUCUGAACAGUGACAGUGUCCGCAGUGCCCUGAUUGGUCCUCCAGGACCUCAAGGACUCCAAGGGCCAAGGGGUCAAAAAGGCGAUCGUGGUGACCCAGGUUACAUCCAGGGCUCCAGGCAGAGCCAGAGCUACUCUCAGGGUGAGUCUCGUGCUGACCGCUAUGAGAUUGAUGUCAACAAACUGACGGAGACAAUGGACUACUCCAACGUCGCCAUGAAAGUUACAGACUACAUCAAGAACCAAGGCCUGCUGCAGGACUAUCUGGUUGAUGGCCCAUGGAGGACACAUGUGAGGGCGAUUCAAGGACCUGCCGGUCCACCAGGACCUCCCGGACCACCUGGCUACAGCCGCGUCUUUGCAGCCUACAGCAACCUCACAGCUGACCUCAUGGACUUCUUCAGAACCUAUGGCACCAUCCCUGGCCCUCCAGGAAUACCUGGUCAAAAAGGAGAAAGAGGCUACCCAGGACCCAAAGGAGAAAAGGGUGAUCCUGGACAAUCCGGUUUGCCAGGACUACCAGGGACAUACACUGCUCAAAUUCCACACAGAGUGCAGAAGAGAGAUACAGGCAGCAAAGCGGUUGAAGCUCAUAAACGGCAUCGGCGUCACGUCAACGUUGGCUGAACAUGCAACGGUUUAUUUUACUACUGGUUCAUGUUAGAUUUCAUUUCACUUUUUUCACUUUUGUUUUGUUCGGCGAUAAACUGCAGCAGUGCAAGUAGUUGAAAAUGCUUUUUUUUAUUCUUGCCAAUGUGGGAAAGUUAAGACAAUAAAAGCGGCAAAAGAAAAAAGAAGCAAGACAUUCUAUAGAAAUGGGUGAUUUAGCUGCUGGUCAGUGUUUUGCAACACAGACAAUUAUAACGUGGGUGUAAAAAGUUUACUUUGCUUCAUUAGAAGGUUGCAUUUCCACUUUUUCCAGGGACUUUGUGAGAAAGAUGUAUUUUUAAGCAAUAAGCAGUGAUUGCUGGUAUUUUAAAUGCACUUUGCAUCUUUUUACACACAGCUUGUUUGUGUGGAGUGUCUGAUGUACGUUUUGUACUUAACGUUUGAGGAUUAUAUUGUAUUGCUUACUAUAAAAGUGUUAAAUAUUGUUGAUGGAUCAACGUAACCAAAGUUUAAUGAAAGGCCAAAUUUUCCACUUGAUCCAACUCCUUCAAACACUGCAGUGUUUUUGAAUAUAUUUUUUAAAAAGUAGAUAGUUUGAAGUAAGCACUAUCUGAAACUGAUAAUAAUCUGAUCCUAGAGUCAUUUGUGCAGAAGAGAAUGACUGAUGCUAUGGUUAUGUUUUUAAAUGAAGUUGGGUAUUUCGAUAAAGAUUUACUUGAAAGGUUUUCACAAAAUAAAUCAAUCAUAUUGUUGGCAGAGUUGCA
This is a messenger RNA of Thalassophryne amazonica, 6706 nucleotides long. It is a transcript of the gene col17a1b, whose product is annotated as collagen, type XVII, alpha 1b. Bases 294 to 5960 code for a protein of 1888 amino acids. The record is from RefSeq and is a predicted model, not a curated record. The transcript has 55 exons. Lineage: Eukaryota; Metazoa; Chordata; Actinopteri; Batrachoidiformes; Batrachoididae.